AAAAUGUACGGAAGGAGAAUAUUUAAGUGUAGCUAGAGAGAUAAGGGGACAAUUUGGAGGCUUCUCUCUUCCUUUUUACCGGCGUGCAGUAUAGUAGAAAGAACCCUGGUAGCUUCCAUUCAAUUUCAAUGGCGUCUCUUGUUUCUAUUAGCUUCUACAAGCCUCUGCAGAACAAAACUUCACUUGCCCUAGUUCAGGGGUUGGACUCAAGAAAAUCAAGUUGCUGCAGGAAUCUAGUAAAGAAGACAACAGCAAUCAAGCUUUACUACAAGAUUAGAGGCAUUCUUUCCGUGAAUUGGAACAUGUUAACCACAAACAAAGAGACCCUUUCACAUAGCUUUGAUGUUAGUUGCUGUACUCAUAUGCUAAUUUCUGGCUUUUGGGUUGGACCAGAUACUGAAGACGGAUGGGGUUUUGUGGAAGCAAUUAUAUACAGAACGUGCUGAAAUUUGGUUGAAAGUUUUACUUCCCUUCCUUCCUUUUUGCUAUAUUAAACUUGGUGUUUGGAGUUAACGUUCAGCACAUUAGUAGGUGAAUGAAUCUUUUAUGCUUCGUUGGAACUAUUUGAAUGAAGUGUACUAUUGAGGUA
Lycium ferocissimum is the source of this 589-nucleotide messenger RNA. RefSeq lists its product as uncharacterized. Lineage: Eukaryota; Viridiplantae; Streptophyta; Magnoliopsida; Solanales; Solanaceae. The record is from RefSeq and is a predicted model, not a curated record. The coding region runs from base 129 to 446 and encodes 105 amino acids. The transcript is spliced from 3 exons.